Molecule: messenger RNA, 6412 nt
Organism: Oncorhynchus masou masou (cherry salmon)
Lineage: Eukaryota; Metazoa; Chordata; Actinopteri; Salmoniformes; Salmonidae
Product: voltage-dependent L-type calcium channel subunit alpha-1D-like
Exons: 48
Coding region: 1-6330 (2109 amino acids)
Biological process (GO): calcium ion import across plasma membrane
Cellular component (GO): voltage-gated calcium channel complex; membrane
Molecular function (GO): high voltage-gated calcium channel activity
Source: RefSeq, a predicted model, not a curated record
AUGGCAGGAAAAGAGGAUGGCAUCUCCUUGGCUGGCUCGGUUGUCGGGGACAAGUCCGACACCCUUGGCUCUACUGCCUCGGGCAAGAAGAGAGGUGGAGGACAGAAGAAGCAGAUGCAAGCCAACAAAUCUGCUCUCCGAGCUCCUCGAGCUCUCUGCUGCCUCACCCUCAGUAACCCCAUCCGCAUGGCUGCCUUGGCCCUUGUUGAAUGGAAAUAUCCUUCAAUGAUACCUUUUGAUAUUUUCAUUCUACUUGCUAUCUUUGCUAACUGUGUGGCCCUCGGUGUAUCUAAACCCUUUCCAGAGGAGGACUCCAAUUCCACCAACCACAACCUGGAACAAGUUGAGUACAUCUUCCUAGUUAUCUUUACCAUUGAGACCUUCACUAAGAUCCUGGCUUAUGGCUUGGUUAUGCACCCCAGCGCCUACAUCCGCAGUGGCUGGAAUUUGCUUGAUUUUGUCAUCGUCGUCGUCGGGUUGUUCAGUGUGGUUGCUGAGGGGACGGCUGACCACAAGCCUGGAGAUUCCCAUCAUGCAGCAGGCAAACCAGGAGGACUGGAUGUCAAAGCUCUUAGAGCCUUUAGGGUGCUGCGACCCCUUAGGCUGGUGUCUGGAGUGCCCAGUCUCCAGAUUGUCUUGAACUCCAUCAUGAAAGCCAUGGUUCCCCUGCUGCACAUUGGUCUGCUGGUCAUGUUUGUCAUCAUCAUCUAUGCCAUCAUCGGCCUGGAGCUCUUCCUCGGCAGGAUGCACAAAACCUGUUUCUACGUGGGCACAGAACUGAAUGUGGAUGAUGACCCCACACCGUGUGCAUUUGCUGGAAAUGGGAGGGAAUGUGUGGGCAACGGGACAGAGUGCAGGGGACCGUGGGAGGGGCCUAACGGUGGGAUCACCAACUUCGACAACAUAUUUUUUGCCAUGUUGACUGUGUUCCAGUGUAUCACCAUGGAGGGCUGGACCGAUGUGCUCUACUGGAUGAAUGAUGCAAUUGGCUUUGAGAUGCCCUGGGUCUACUUUGUCUCUCUGGUCAUCUUUGGCUCGUUUUUCGUACUCAACCUUGUAUUGGGAGUGUUGAGCGGAGAGUUCUCCAAGGAAAGAGAGAAGGCUGUGGCUCGUGGAGAGCUGCAGGACGCCCAGAAUAAGAAGCAGAUGGAGGAGGAUAUGUGUGGUUACAUGGACUGGCUCAUCGAGGCCGAGGAUGUGGAUGAGGAAGGAAACAAACGUGCUGCUGUUGCCAAGAAGAAAAUGAUGAAGAAGUUUGGCUGGUAUAAACACAGCGAGGACGGAGAAUCGGAUUCAGACUCUGAAUUUGGAGCAUAUUUAGAUGACGACAAUGGCUGCUGCGCAUCUCUAAUGGCUAAAAUGAUGGCCAACAGUUUCUGUGACCAGCUAUGCCAACUGAACCAUGCCUUUCGGAAGAACUGUCGUGUAGCAGUCAAAUCCCAGAACUUCUAUUGGCUGGUGCUUCUUCUGGUGUUUCUCAACACUGCAGCCAGCGCCUCUGAACACUACGGCCAGCCCAAGUGGCUCACCGAGAUGCAGGAGCGGGCCAAUAAGAUCCUCUUGAUGUUGUUCACGCUGGAGAUGCUGUUGAAGAUGUACAGUUUCGGUUUCCAGAUCCACUUCUUGGCUCUGUUUAACCGCUUCGACUGCUUUGUGGUGUGUGGUGGCAUCCUGGAGACGGUCCUGGUUGAGUUGCAGAUCAUCCCUCCCAUCGGCAUCUCUGUGCUGCGCUGUGUCCGCCUGCUCAGGGUGUUCAAAGUGACACGGCACUGGGCAGCCCUGUCAAACCUGGUCAAUUCACUGCUCAACUCCAUGAAGGCUAUCUGCUCUCUACUGCUCCUGCUCUUCCUCUUUCUAAUCAUCUUCUCCCUGCUGGGUAUGCAGCUGUUUGGGGGCAAAUUCAACUUUGAUGAGACUCAGAUGAAGAGGAGCACGUUUGACACUUUCCCCCAGGCCCUGCUCACCUGCUUCCAGAUCCUGACAGGAGAGGACUGGAAUGCAGUGAUGUAUGAUGGGAUCAUGGCUUAUGGCGGGCCAGUCUUCCCACAGAUGAUCGUGUGCAUCUACUUUGUCUCCCUCUUUGUUGUCGGUAACUAUAUCCUGCUCAAUGUCUUCUUGGCUAUCGCUGUGGACAAUUUGGCAGGAGAUGGUGGAAAAAAGAAAGUAGAAGAGAAAAAGGAGGAGGAAGAGGACUGGGACGAUGAUGAAGACAAAGAGGAAGAUGCAGCGAAUGAGAUGGAUGACUGGGAGGAGAAUGAGGAGUUGAGAGCCAUUGAGGGUCUGGAGGGAAUUAUGCCUGUGAAGCCUGAAUUUUCCGCUCCAAAAGAGAAGAUUGAACCCAUUCCAGAUGGGAGCUCCUUCUUCAUUCUUGGAAAGAGAAACUGCCUCCGAGUGGCCUGUCACAACCUCAUCCACCACUCCUACUUCACCAACCUCAUCCUUGUCUUCAUCAUCGCCAGUAGCAUUUCUCUGGCUGCUGAGGAUCCAAUCAGAGCUCACUCCUUUAGGAACAACAUGCUUGGCUAUGCUGACUAUGCAUUCACCUCCAUAUUCACUGUGGAAAUUAUAUUGAAGGUGACAGUUUUCGGUGCGUUCCUUCAUCCUGGAUCGUUCUGUAGGAAUGCCUUUAAUCUUCUGGACCUACUGGUUGUCAGUGUGUCGCUCGCGUCCUUCUUCCUCCAUUCCAGCGCUAUCUCUGUGGUCAAGAUUUUCAGGGUACUCAAAGUGCUCAGGCCUCUUCGAGCAAUCAACAGAGCCAAAGGACUCAAGAAUGUAGUGCAGUGCGUGUUUGUGGCAAUCAAAACAAUCGGAAACAUCUUGAUCGUCACAACGCUCCUCCAAUUCAUGUUUGCCUGUAUUGGAGUGCAGCUCUUCAAGGGAAGAUUCUACAGUUGCACUGAUGAAGCUAAACACACUCCAUAUGAGUGCAUGGGGACGUUUGUGGUGUAUAAGGACGGUGAUAUGAAUCACCCUAUGGUGAGAGAGAGGAAAUGGCAAAACAGUGAAUUCAACUUUGACAAUGUGCUGCAGGGCAUGCUGGCCCUGUUCACUGUGUCUACAUUUGAAGGCUGGCCGCAGCUGCUAUACAAGGCCAUCGACGCCAAUGCAGCGAACCAUGGCCCUAUUUACAACUACCGUGUGGAAAUCUCCAUAUUCUUCAUCAUCUACAUCAUCAUCAUCGCCUUCUUCAUGAUGAACAUCUUCGUGGGCUUCGUCAUCAUCACGUUCCGUGAACAGGGAGAAUCUGAGUUCAAAAACUGUGAACUGAACAAAAAUCAAAGACAAUGUGUACAGUACGCUCUGAAAGCCAAGCCCAUCAAGAUCUACAUUCCCAGAAACCCAUCCCAGCUAAAGUUCUGGAAAAUCAUCGCCUCCAGCCAGUUUGAGUACAUCAUGUUUGUCUUAAUUCUUCUCAACACCCUCACCUUGGCUGUGCAGCAUUAUGAGCAGUCUAAAACAUUCAACUCUGUGAUGGACAUCCUCAACUUGAUCUUCACAGCCCUAUUUACCAUAGAGAUGGUCAUCAAGCUACUGGCUCUCAGAACACAUCAAUAUUUCAUUGAUGCUUGGAACACCUUUGAUGCUCUGAUAGUUGUGGGCAGUGUGCUAGACAUCAUGGUCUCAGAGCUUAGUGGUGGAGAUGAGGAUGGAGAAGCCAUUGAGGCCGCAGCCAAAGCCGCAGCUGUAGCUGUACCUGGAGCACCACCCGGGGCCAAGAAGGAAAGCGGAAAAGUAUCCAUCACAUUCUUCCGUUUGUUCAGAGUCUUGCGAUUGGUCAAGCUGCUCAGCAAAGGGGAGGGCAUUCGAACCCUCCUCUGGACUUUUGUCAAGUCCCUCCAGGCCUUGCCAUAUGUCGGUCUCCUUAUUGCUAUGAUCUUCUUCAUCUACGCUGUUAUCGGCAUGCAGACAUUUGGAAAGAUUGCUAUAGAUGACAACUCACAUAUCAACAGGAACAACAACUUUCAGACCUUCUUCAUGUCUGUCCUACUGCUCUUCAGGUGUGCAACCGGAGAGCAGUGGCAGGAGAUCAUGUUGGCAGCAUUGCCAGGGAGACGCUGUGACCCCGAGUCAGACUUUGAGCCCGGGGAGGAGAGCAUGUGCGGCAGCAACCUGGCCUACAUCUACUUCAUCAGCUUCUUCAUGCUCUGCGCUUUCCUGAUCAUUAACUUGUUCAUUGCUGUCAUCAUGGACAACUUUGAGUACCUGACCAGGGAUUGGACCGUACUGGGUACUCAUCACCUGGACGAGUUCAAACGAGUCUGGUCGGAUUAUGACCCAGAGGCCACGGGUCGAAUCAAACAUAUCGAUGUGGUCACUAUGCUGCGCAGGAUCCAGCCACCCCUUGGUUUUGGCAAACUGUGCCCCCAUCGUGUGGCCUGCAAGAGGCUGGUUGCUAUGAAUGUGCCACUGCACAGCGAUGGGACAGUCACCUUCAACGCUACCCUGUUUGCGCUGGUCAGAACCUCACUCAAGAUCAAGACUGACGGGCCUGUUGACCAGGACAACGAGGAGCUCAGGGCCAUCAUUAAGAAGAUAUGGAAGCGCACUAAACCCAAGCUCCUUGAAGAGGUCAUUCCACCCCCUAGAGGGGAAGAGGUCACUUGUGGGAAGUUCUAUGCCAGCUUCUUGAUCCAGGACUACUUUAAGAAGUUCCGCAAGAGGAAGGAGCGGGAGAGGAAGAAGAAGGGAAAGGACAAGAAAGACUCUCUCCAGGCAGGGCUACGGUCACUGCAGGCACUUGCACCAGAGUUGCAUCUGGCCUUGGCAAUGGAGGGAGAGGAGGAGGAGGGUAUGGAGGGAGAGUUGGACGAAGAGUUUUUCAAAAAUGAAAAUGUUUUUGAAGAUCCAGGCACCUCUGCCACCAAUACUUCAUCCACCACUCCCAUACCAGGUGACAUGGAGGAGUCCACCACCAUCGUUUUCAUGGAGCCCUUCGUCGAGCCCACUAUAUUCAGUGACGUGGUCACAGAACAGCCAUUAACAGCCAGUGAGAGAUCAGAAUCAGCUCUGUCAUCCUUUGAUGUGGUGGUUGAACAGCCAACCAGAUUUGAGGCCCUCCCCCCUCCCCAACCAGCACCAGCCCCACCCCCACCACAGGCCCCAUCCCCUCCCCAACCAGCACCAGCCCCACCCCCACCACAGAUUGCUUCUCCGCCACAAAUGGUUGCCCAAUCCCAACCUCAAAUAGUGAUAGCCCCACCAGAACCAGAGGCAGCUCAAAUAGUGUUAGAGGCAGCCGCUGCCCCACCUCAACCAGAGCUAGUGAUGGAGGGAAGAGGAGGUGAAACUUAUGCUGCAGAGCAGGUGUACUACCAACAGUACCCAGUGGGCAUGCUAACAAACGACAGGUAUGCAUAUCAAGAGCAAACUGCAGCAUCCCAUAUCCCACCAGAGUACAUGCAGAGUCAUGCUCCUAACUUCAUCAAUGGGAGUGUUGCAGGAGUACCCUACGGAAAUGGAAAUGGCAUGAAUGGGAAUGGCUAUAAUGGCGCUAUGAAUGGUAUGAAUGGAGGUAGCAUGAGUGGCUACACCGGUAAUGGUUACAUAGGAAAUGGCUACAAUGGAAACGGCUACAAUGGCAACGGAUUGGAGCCGUAUGUCCGGAGACGUGUUCUUCCUCCCACUCCUGCAGGUCGUAAGCCGCCCUCCUUUAACAUCCAGUGUCUGCGGGCACAGCAUAGCGCGGGUGACAUCCCCAUCCCUGGCACAUAUGAGAGUAACUCACCCCCAUGCAGAUCCAGACUGACCCUUGACUCCCGCCGCAGCAGUGUCUCAUCCAUAUCCUCGGCCUCCUGGGCCAACAAUGGAGGAGGACCUGCAGGGUCAAUGCCAGGAGCAGGGGUGUCAGCAACAUCAGCAGCAGCCGCAAAGAGAGGACGUCUGCUCUACGCCCCUCUGAUGCUGGUGGAUGAGGCCGGGGGCACCCAGCAGCUGUGGGGAGACAGGACCCAGGCCACCUCCAGCCUCCCUGCUAUUGCAACUAGGCCCAGUGGCUGGUACCCUGGAGCCCCAACACUCCCCAUGCACACGCCACAGAACAGGAGCUACACCAACGGCAGAGUGCCCUCCCAGAUCAGCCAAAGACUCAUAGAGAAAGGCAGUGCAAACAGCCUGGUGGAGUCGAUCCUGAUAUCAGAAGGAUUGGGCCUCUAUGCAAGAGACCCAAAGUUUGUGAACUUCGCCAAGCGGGAGAUCGCUGACGCAUGUAACAUGACCAUUGAUGAGAUGGAAAACGCAGCCACAGAUCUGCUGACCCGUUCUACUGGACAGCCAAUAGGACGCUUCGAGGAGGAGCUGGCAGAUGAGAUGAACUGUGUGAUUUCCUACUGAGAGAGAGGAAACAGAGAGGGAGGGAGAGUUGGAGGGCAAUGAGAUAGAGCCUUACCUCUCCAUCAACAUGGGGGGGGUAAGA